This is a messenger RNA of Poecile atricapillus (Black-capped chickadee), 3194 nucleotides long. Its product is annotated as integrin alpha-7-like. Gene Ontology annotation, cellular component: integrin complex; external side of plasma membrane. The annotation marks the transcript as partial. Gene Ontology annotation, molecular function: integrin binding. Lineage: Eukaryota; Metazoa; Chordata; Aves; Passeriformes; Paridae. Gene Ontology annotation, biological process: integrin-mediated signaling pathway; cell-cell adhesion; cell-matrix adhesion. The transcript has 13 exons. The record is from RefSeq and is a predicted model, not a curated record.
GGGGGUCCCGGGGGUCCCGGGGGGCGGCGCUGCCCCCCGCUGGGCCCCGCGCUCAGCCCCCGCCAGCCCAGCACGCACCGCGCUGAGGUGCAUUUCCUGCGCCAGGGCUGCGGCGAUGACAAAAUCUGCCAGAGCCACCUGGAGCUGCACCCGCGCUUCUGUGCCCGCCUUGGGGACAGCGACUUCCAGUGUCACCUGCCCAGGGACGAGGCUGGCACUGCCAUUUUCGCCAUGAGUGACCAGCGGGACGUGGCGCUGGAGCUCCUGGUGACCAACGAGCCGUCGGAGCCGUCGGAGCCGCAGCGGGACGGGGACGAUGCCCACCAGGCCGUGCUGGUGGCCACGCUGCCCCCGGAGCUGCCCUACGCGGCCCUGCGGCCCGACGAGAGCGGGGGGCUCGGGGACAAGGUUCUGUGCUUGGCCAACCAGAACGGCUCCAGGGUGGAGUGCGAGCUGGGGAACCCCCUCAAACGGGGGGCCCAGGUGCGCUUCUUCCUCAUCCUCAGCACCUCGGGCAUCUCCAUCCACACCACGGAGCUGGCGGUGCGGCUGGAGCUGAACACCACCAGCGAGCAGCCGGGGCUGGAGCCGGUGGUCGCCCGAGCCCGCGUGGUCUUCGAGCUGCCCCUGGCCGUGACGGGCGUGGCCGUGCCCCCCCGGCUGUUUUUUGGGGGGCAGGUGAGGGGGGAGAGCGCGGUGAAGAGGGAGAGCCAGGUGGGCAGCGCCGUCCGCUUCGAGGUCACGGUGUCGCAGCGGGGCCCGCUGCUGCGGAGCCCGGGCUCGGUGGCGCUCACGGUUCAGUGGCCGCUGGAGCUGCCGAGCGGGAAGUGGCUCCUGUACCCCCUGAGCCUGGAGAUGGGGACCCCCCCCGUGCCCUGCAGCCCCCCCGCGAACCCCCUGCGCCUCGCCCUGGAGCCGCCGGGCCGGGGGGACCCCCCCGAGGAGCCCCCGGCCCGCUCGUGGUCGGUGCCCGCGGCGAGGAAGAGGAGGAACGUGACCCUGGACUGUGCCCGGGGCACCGCUCGCUGCCGCCCGUUCCGGUGCCCGCUGCCGUCCCUGGAGCGCUCGGAGCUGCGGGCGCGGGGCCGCCUCUGGAACGGGACCUUCCUGGAGGAGUUCCUGGAUGUGGAGAACCUGGAGCUGAUCGUGCGCGCCGAGGUCUCGGUCGCCUCCCCCCGCGGCAAUGUCGUCAUCAAGGACGCGGUGGCGCAGAUGUCGGUGUCCCUGCACCUGGACCCGGGUGUGGCGGUGGCCGCUGUCCCCUGGUGGCUGCUGCCGCUGGCGGCUCUGCUGGGGCUGCUGCUGCUGGCCCUGCUGGUGCUGGCGCUCUGGAAGCUGGGGUUCUUCCGGCGGGCGCGGGCGCCGCGGGCUCCGGCCGUGCCGCGGUUCCGGGCCGUGCGGAUCCCGCGGGAGCAGCGGCCGCGCGCCCACGAGGGACGGACCGGAACCAUCCGCGGGCCACACUGGGCCACCACGGCCACCGGAACCGGGACAGGGACAGGGGACGGGGACAAGGACGGGCCCCGGACACCCGGAUCAGCCUGAGGGACGCGGCACGGACGGACGGACGGACGGAUGGAUGGACGGAUGGACACGGGAUAACGGACACGGGAUAACGGACACAGGAUAAUGGACAAAGGGAUGGACAAAUGGACACGGGGAUGGACAGAUGGACACGGGGAUGGACAGAUGGACACGGGAUAACAGACACGGGGAAUGGACACGGGAUAACAGACACGGGGAUAACGGACACGGGGUGGACAGAUGGACAUGGGACAGUGGACACGGGAUGACAGACACGGGGAUGGACAGAUGGACACGGGAGAACGGACACGGGAUAACGGACAUGGGAUGGACAGAUGAACACGGGGAUGGACAGAUGGACACGGGGAUGGACAGGUGGACACGGGGAUGGACAGAUGGACACGGGAGAACGGACACGGGAUAACGGACAUGGGAUGGACAGAUGAACACGGGGAUGGACAGAUGGACACGGGGACGGACGGAUGGACGGACGGAUGGAUGGACACGGCACGGACACGGGAGAACGGACACAGGGAUAACGGACAUGGGGUGGACAGAUGGACAUGGGACAAUGGACACGGGAUAACAGACACGGGGAUGGACAUGGGGAUGGACAGAUGGGCACGGGGAUGGACGCAGGGAUGGACAGAUGGACACGGGAGAACGGACACGGGAUAACGGACAUGGGGAUGGACAUGGGACGGACGGAUGGACACGGGGAUGGACACGGGGAUGGACAGAUGGACAUGGGACAAUGGACACGGGAUAACGGACAUGGGGAUGGACAUGGGGAUGGACAGAUGGACACAGGGAUGGACACGGGGAUGGACAGAUGGACAUGGGAUAACGGACACGGAAUAAUGGACACGGGGAUGGACAUGGGACGGACGGAUGGACACAGGGAUGGACACGGGGAUGGACAGAUGGACAUGGGACAAUGGACACGGGAUAACGGACAUGGGGGUGGACAUGGGGAUGGACAGAUGGACACAGGGAUGGACACGGGGAUGGACAGAUGGACAUGGGACAAUGGACACGGGAUAACGGACAUGGGGAUGGACAUGGGGAUGGACAGAUGGACACAGGGAUGGACACGGGGAUGGACAGAUGGACAUGGGACAAUGGACACAGGAUAAUGGACAUGGGGAUGGACAGAUGGACACAGGAUAACAGACAAAGGGAUGGACAAAUGGACAUGGGGAUGGACAGAUGGACAUGGGGACAGACGGAUGGACACGGCACGGACAGAUGGACACGGGAUAACGGACACGGGAUAAUGGACACAGGGAUGGACAGAUGGACAUGGGACAAUGGACACAAGGGUGGGCAAAACGGACACAGGGAUGGACAGAUGGACACGGGAUAACGGACACAGGAUAAUGGACACAGGGAUGGACAAAUGGACACAGGGAUGGACACGGGGUGGACAGAUGGACAUGAGGUGGACACAGGACGUGGGACAAGGGACAAUAAAGGACACGGGACAGGGACGGUCCCUGGCUGUGGCCUGGAGCUGCCAGGACGGGCAGUGGCCGGACAGAGCCAUCAGCUCAGGGGUCACUUUGUCCCCAGGGGUCACCUUUUGUCCCCAGGGGUCACUCUCUGUCCCCAGGGGUCACUCUCUGUCCCCAGGGGUCACUUUUUGUCCCCAAUAAAAGGCGCUGACCCCA